UCAGCGAGAAGGUCAAGACGUGAAAUAAUCUAUAAGUCGUUUUAUUUCUUUAAAACGUACUUAUUUUAAAGAGCCAAUGCACGAAAAUAAAUCGUUGUUCACUUCCGUAAUCAAGCUGUUAGUUCUAAAGAGAGCGUUUUUGUAGGUAAGGUUAUUCGAUUCAUACCGUGUACCUGCGCGUGCACGCGAGACAGCAGUUACAACUGCGCAUGACAAUUGCGUACUCGCGCGUGCAUUGGAGUUCCUGUCAGCGCUCAUAAUACAACGAGAAACAUAAAGUUGUCUACAAUUCGCUUCACUAUCAAGAUGUCUGGCGGUUUGUCUGACGUGCAGUUAUGCGAGGACUUCAGUAGUGAAAGUUUGCAACUCAACCAGCAUUUGGAGAAAAUGACUGAACAAAUGGAAGAUGUUUCAGUGAAGCUGUCUUGUAUGACCUACGAUAUGGUUGUGCUCCGCACCAGUCCAGAUCUUGCUGAAUCUUUCAAGAGCCUGGAGAAUGAGUUCCAGAAGUGCAAAGCGGUCCUCUGUGGUCUUACAGAUGGACAAGAAGUAAAAUGUCAUCCUGCUGAUGAAGAACAAGUGUCUCCCAAGACUAAUUAAAUGUAGACAUUCAUUGUAGAACAAAUGGUUUUGAUAUAGUUAUUUUUUUGCUUUAGUUUUUCAGUGCAGCCAUGUAGAUCUGUUAUUUUAAACAUUGUCUAUGCAUUCACACAAGUUAAUAAAAAUAUUUAAGCAUUA
Messenger RNA from Danio rerio (zebrafish), 738 nucleotides. It is a transcript of the gene syce3, whose product is annotated as synaptonemal complex central element protein 3. Gene Ontology annotation, biological process: spermatogenesis; reciprocal meiotic recombination; synaptonemal complex assembly. NCBI's taxonomy places the organism in Eukaryota, Metazoa, Chordata, Actinopteri, Cypriniformes, Danionidae. The record is from RefSeq and is marked validated.